Molecule: messenger RNA, 7636 nt
Organism: Biomphalaria glabrata
Lineage: Eukaryota; Metazoa; Mollusca; Gastropoda; Planorbidae
Product: BRCA2-interacting transcriptional repressor EMSY-like
Exons: 27
Coding region: 144-4058 (1304 amino acids)
Biological process (GO): regulation of DNA-templated transcription
Cellular component (GO): nucleoplasm
Molecular function (GO): protein binding
Source: RefSeq, a predicted model, not a curated record
CAAAUUACCAAGAUGGAGGCAAAACUGUACUUUUUUCACUUGGCAUAAACAAUUCUAUAAGCAAAUAAUUAUAAUUGAUAAUAUAAUAGUGUUUUUCACGGUGAUUAUAGGCUUUUUAAAGGUUAGAUGAUUUUCAGAGCAAAAUGUGGCCAAUGCUCCUUGAUUACACCAAAGAUGAGUCAAAAAGGAUAUUGCGUCGUUUGGAGUUGGAAGCAUAUGCUUCGAUUAUUUCUGUCUUCAGGGCACAGGGGGACCUAUCAAAAGAUAAAAAAAAAAUUCUUCAAGAUUUGCAACAAACUUUAAGUAUAUCUACUGAACGGCACAGGGCAGAAGUUAGAAGAGCAAUCAAUGAUGAGAAAUUGGCUACAAUAGCUGACAAUAUAGCUGGUACAAUCAGCAUUGCCGAGUGGACUAUAGAAGGAAGGCGCCUAGUUCCACUUAUGCCUAGGCUUGUUCCGCAGACAGCUUUUACAGCAACCGCCAAUCAAGCAGCCAGCGCGAUGAUGGAAAAGAACGCCUCCCUUCCGCCUCCUUCUCAAACAGCCAAUAAAGAUGGUGCCACUGCUACACUGCCUAAACCACCUCGCUCCACAAGUCCUACAUCUAAUGUCGUAGUUCUACCCAGUGGAACAUCCAUUCAUAUCAAAGGAAUGCUCAAUCAAGAGGAUGAUGAGGAUCUCAGCACUCCAUCCCGCAGAAGCAGUAAUCGCAGUUUAUCAACAGAUAGCAAUAGUGCUGCCUCUGUCUCAACUCAGACACCUCGUAUAACAUACACUACAGCCUCGGCUACUUUACCUGGCUCCUCGCCUGUCAAAAUAACUAUCAGUAAAAGUCCACAAGGUCGGCCAAUUACAGUUCAGUCUACCUCACAGCCUCCAAAGGUCAUACUAGUGACAAGUGCUGGUCCUGUCUCAGGCACCACAGUGAUUCAGCGUUCCCUGUCAGUACCUAUUGUCAGGACCCCAACCACCACUCUGACUACAUAUGGCGGCACCAGUUUGCCGAGGUCUUCUGUCCUGAUCCCUGGAGGACCAUCAACCUCUGUUGCUCAAGUAGUCUCAACCUACCCAGCUGCUGUACCAACAGCAUCCAGUCUGGUAUCAUCUGCAGGGAAUAUGCCAGUAUCUACUAUCAGUUCAUCACCUGCUAUGUUCAACCCUUCUGUUCAAAUUGGUUUAGGCAAAGUUAGACCAAGAAUUGUACCCCGCCAGCGAUACCCAGCUAUGGUUCCGCAGUCCAAGCCAGGUGUAGUAAUACCAAUGGGCCCUCAGCUAGUCUCCCCUACACAGAAUAUAUCAGCUAGAAUACAGGUGCCGCAGCCCCAGCAUACAACAUCCGCAGCUGUUCAGGUGACCCCAUCUCAGCAUAUACCUGGCAGUAUUCAAGUGAAAACACUCAACAAACCAACUAUUCAGAUAAAGCAAGAAGGUGUUAAGAUAAUUACACAGAGUAGUACCAGCAAAAUUUUACCUAAACCUAUCCAGGUCACUGGUGCUGGGAACACCCCAGUGGUUAUGGUCAACACCGGUCAGUCCACAACAGGGAGUUCCGCAGGAGUGACUAUGAUACCUAGGUCUAUAUCUUCAUAUUCAGCUCACCAUGGAGAGGCCAAAGUAUUGAACAUAACAUCUCCAGGAGGAAGAGUCAUAGCAACCACAGCUAAGGCAACCAAUGUUGUGACUGUUAACCCCAAGACACUGCACUUGACUGCUGUAAAGACAGGCUCUGGAAGCACUACGGUAUCCAAGCCUAAUGUCAUAGUUGUCCAGAAGACACAACAUCCCAGGUUUCCUCAAGGACAGGCCGGAACUAACAUCAGGACGAUUACAACAUCAACUUUACCAGGAGCUAUUGACAAAGUAAAUGAACUGAUGGGGCUAGUUCACAAGGAUGCUCAAGGAGGUCAUGUGAUCACGGCUGCUCAGUCAAUGACAGGGUCCACAUUAAGAGGAGGAGAAAGACGAGUUAUCAUAACUACCAGCAGUGGAAGUGGGGAGGCCAAGCAAGUUCGGCCGAUUUCAAUAAUACAUCGUCCCCGUACAGACAAUGAUGGUAAAGGGACAUCUUUGCUAGCAGAACUUAUACAGGCCGUUGGGAUUCCACCAGAUGGCGCAACAGUUGAAACAACAGCUCAAGGCACUGACCCGUACGACUUUGAAAGCACUGAAGGUCAAUCGCAUACAGUAUCCACAAUGGCACUGACAGGAUCAUCCCCUCUCAGGAUAAGUCAUCCCCAGCAGCUUACUCGGCUGCCUCUGCAGAGACGUCAGUUUAUACAGGAAGUUACUGAUGAUAAUGAGGAAGAAGGGUUUACCUUUGGCAUCGCGUCUGCUGAUAAAAGUACUAUCCAGGAUGCAGACGUCGGAGCUGAGCAAGUUUUUACUCUGGAACAAGCUAUGUCCUUGUUGAAUAAGGAAGUAGUAGACCUCACUGAAACAGAUGCAUUGCCAGUCUCCACUUCUGGGACGAUUCUUCCCAGCAUUCAAAGUGCUCUUCCUCCUGCUACCCACCACAUCCAUGUUCAGCCAGAGAUAAAUCUUCAAACCAAGAAACCUUUUGGUGUGGACAUAUCACCAGAAGAAGGACUUAAGGAAGGCCAACUGGACACUCAAACUGGUUUGUUUUAUCAGGUAACGGCCAGUGAUCCCCAAGCCGAUAGUUACAAUUGUGACUCUGUCCAUUCAGGUCAGGUGUCUGUCAGCUACACCCUGACAUCCGUAGCGUCGCCAGCCUCACCACCACCAGCAACAAUAUCGGUCCAGGCUGCUGCAGAUCCAGUUGUCAUGGCCCAGACAGUGAAACAACCCCCACUUGACCUGCUCAGUAGCUCGCUGGCCGAGGCUCAAAUCAACCUGGACUCCUACAAUGAGGAGGAUGAGGAGGACGGAGAGUAUGAAGAGGAAGAUGAUAUCGAAUUGGACAUUCCCCCUGGUGAUGGGCAGUUGAAGUCAUCCGCCCCAAGUGUGACUCACAUAUCUACUGACCCGUCAGUGAGUACCAGGCCAGGCAUGGCAGAAGUUCUAAGAGAAGAAACAGCUAAAGAUGGCACCAGAAUUCUGACAGUCUCGAACCCUGCCUCUUCUCAACAAGAAUCUCUUCUAGCCCACAGCAAUCACCUCGUGUCAUUACCAUCCCAACUGACCAGAUCAUCAGCCAUAUCUUCAACCACAUCCUCAUCUCCAUUUGUGGCUGUCCAAGAGGUCAUGCGUACUCCCCUCCUCAAGGCACCCACCAAUAUCAUCAGCGUUCUCCCUCAGGCUCAGAUCACAUUAAGUCACAAACCAAGCCAACCGCAAUCAAAUGUCUUGCCAAUAGCUGUCAGUGUGGACAAGUCACCUUCUAUUAUCACAUUAAAAAUAGAUGAAUUGACUCCGAAGGCUGGCAUUGAUGAACCAGUAAUAGUUAAUAGUGUUGUAGACAGCUUGACCACUCCUUCCGGAGACGCCUGUGUGGUACAAGCAGAGACCUGUGUCAGCUUACAGCCUGAUGAUAAUGGGUCAACUGCUGACAGUGACUUGGACACAGCCAGCAGUGAUGGACACAUCACGUCAGACCCAACAGGCUUGUUAAGGAGCAGCAAAAGAAAGCGCAAGCAUCCUUCUGGUGUUGAUGAGACAAUGCAGUCUGCGACAGGGAGUUGGGUGAAGACAGCUUUUAGCUUAUUAAUGAAGGUAGCCAGGUUCAAAGGUUCUCCAAGAGAUAGAAGUGACAUACCUGCAGCUGAGUGGUUUACAUUUCCAGUUGACUCAGUGGAUGCUCCUGAUUACUAUACAGUCAUACAAAAUCCAAUGGAUUUCUCCACAAUGCGCAAGAAACUAGAGACAGGCCAGUACAGCAGCUUUGAAGAGUUUCAGGCAGACAUGGAACUUAUUCAGACCAACUGUUACCUGUACAAUAGCGAGGGAACCAAGGUCAGGAGGGACUGCGAUGAGGUCAUGACCUAUUACAAGUUGGAACUUUCGAAAUUACAAGAGAAGCAAGUCAAGGCAUUUUCAAAUACAGCAUCUCCAAUAAAGAAAGUAAGAUUAGCAGAGGAAAAGUCUCAGACAGCUAUAUGAGUAGUUUGGUGGUAUGAAAUCUUACACACUUUGAGCUCACCAUCAGCAUGUCAAGCAGAUCUGGAGAUAGUUGUGUAUGGACUUAGUACUUGCUGCAAUUGUGAGGCUAGAUGGUCACAUUGAAUCAUGUAUAGAAAUGAAACACUCUCAACUGUUGUGUGUUUUAGUUCCUGGUAAUACAGAGUUAAUAUCCCAGUGCCUCCAUCAGGAUUAGAACCAGAGAUCUUCUGAUUGGCAGCUAAAAGCUUACCUCUCAGCCACUUGCUGGUAAUUAAUAUUCAAAAAUGUAUUGUUAGCUAAUUUGAUGUAUACAGGCCGAUGUUAUGAAUGUGAUCUGUACAGGCCAAUGGUUUAUGUCUGAUUUGUACAGGCUAAUGUUAUGAAUGUUUGAUUUGAACAGGGCAAUGUUAUGAAUGUUUGAUCUGUACAGGCCAAUGUUAUGAUUACUUUAUUUGUACAGUCCAAUGUUAUGAAUGUGAUCUGUACAAGCCACUGUUAUGAAUUGAUUUGUACAGGCCAAUGUUAUGAAAAUUAGAUUUGUACAGGCCAAUGUUAUGAAUGUUUGAUUUGUACAGGCCAAUUUUAUGAAUGUUUGAUUUGUACAGGCCAUUUUUAUGAAUGUUUGAUUUGUACAGGCCAAUUUUAUGAAUGUUUGAUUUGUACAGACUAAUGUUAUGAAUGUCUGAUUUGUAUUGGCAAUGUUAUGAAUGUUUGGUUGUACAGGCCAAUGUUAUGUAUGUAUGACUUGGACAUGAAAAUGUUAUGAAUGUUUGAUUGUACAGGCCAAUGUUAUGUAUGUAUGACUUGGACAUGCCAAUGUUAUGAAUGUUUGUUUGUACAGGCCAAAGUUAUGAAUGUCUGAUUUGUACAGGCCAAUGUUAUGAAUUUGUACAGACUAAUAUGUCUGAUUUAUAUGAGCAGUUUUGUUUUUUAAUUAGAUUUUAUUUUUAGCAUAUUUGAUACUCUGGUUCCUAGUGUCAGUGGGUAAGGCUUAUUGUAUUAAAAUAGGUUACUGUCUCUUGAGGUUACUAAUACACACCAGUGUCUUAGUGUAGACCUAUUAGAACUAUACCAUAACGAACAUGUAUGACAAUGUCAGGAUAUGAUCUGAGACCUGCUUCUUUGCAUCAGCAUGCUCUUCCACUUGGCCACUUUGUCAAAACUAGUCAAACAAUUUUCAUUCAUCAUAAAUAUGUGGGUCAUGGCUGGGUCUUCUUAGCCACAUAUAAUUUUGCUUUCUUUAUAAAUCUUAAGACUUGAUGAUUACUCUUAUGAUUGAAGGUAAAGAUAUUUCUCAAAUUUUGUUUGUAUUGAUAUUGGAGAACCCUAAAUGUAUGACUAACUUGUUAUAUCUGCCCGAUCAUGCAGUAUAUGCUCUGGACUAUUGUUCAUACUUGUUGAUGGUCCCAUGUUCAUAUGCUCCCUGCUACCAUCCCCCGUCGUCCUGCGGGAGGUUUGGACUAGGAAGAUAAAUUAUCUUCAACUCUGAAGGAACAUCCAAAACAUGUCAAACAUUUUACAAACAUCUUAUAGUUUGCUUUAGUUAAGAGAAAGAAAAAGACAGCUGCCAUAUCAGCUAGCUCUAAAAUAUAUGCAUAUAUAUAUAUAUACCGGUACACAAACUGUGGCAAACUCUGCCACUCCAGAAUUGGCUUGAUUAGUCACACCAGGUUCUGUCCAAUCUCAAGAUGAAGCCAAAACCUAGUGACUCAUCCAUUGUCUUCCGAGACAGCAGGAGCCAUACAGCAGUUGAUAUGAGAAAUGUCGACCAAGCCUGAAUAAACUUUUUAUUUUAUCAUUUCAAGUUUUUAUUGGAGGUUUCAAUGACAGUUUCUAGGUAUAGCAGUGAUUAAUGCACUUAAUUUUCCUGCCAUAACUUUGUUUCUUCUGCAACUAUCCACCUUUUCCAGAUCGUAAUGACGCGGUUGAUUCUAACAGGGUUGAUUCUAUCAAGUUAUCAAUAAACUUUGUUUAGUGUACGGCACCUGCUAUUCUCUUGUCAUCAUAUUGAUGCAUUCCUUCUUUAUGUGAUUUUUAUCUGCCUCCUGUUCUUCUAGAAGAUUACGUUUUACUAACAGUGAGAGUCUAAUAAGUUAUUCUCGACAAAGUUUACAUAGUAAAGACAAGUUCAAUCUUACUUUGAAAAGCUGAUUGCUGGAGUGUUCCCCGCCUUUCUGUUAUUAUGUAGCAAUACAUUGAUAAACCUUUUGAUCAUUUGGACAGGAGACAUUUUUCAUGUGCCAAACCUUUUGUUUGUUUUUUUUUCUCUCCGUAAAGCAAAAGAUAAUGUGGCAUUUAUUAUACAACUAUACAAUGUAUUAUUUUCUGAGUGUUUAUAUUGUUAAUAAUUUAUUGUUUUGUUCAUAAUUUAUUGAAGAACUUUUUUUUUUUUAAAUGUCUGACCGAAAUGAAAUUUUUAUUCCAUUGUAUGUAUUGACCAGUAAGACACUAUAAAAUUUACUACACGAGAGACUGUAGUUUUAGUUGAUUACUACAUAGAUGAAAAUAAAAUAGAACUGUGUUUGUUCUGUACUCCCAUGUCCCUAAUCCUCUAGCAGACACAAUCUAUGACUUACUUCAGUCUUAUAAAACUAUAAAAAAAUUCACUUAAUUGAUCACAUCGCUAGCAAAACAAAGAGAAAUGUUUUUUUAAUCCUGUAUUUGAUGAAAUAUAUUUGAUCAAUUUAUUGUAAUUAGUAAUUGCAACUUUGUAUUUGUUUGGCCAAAAUACAAGUGCUAAAUUUAGUCUUAUUUAUUUUGUACAAAGAUGUGGCGCUGGGUAUAGGAAUUCAAAAAGCGAGAUGUUUUUAUUUAAAUUUUAAAAAUGUGUCAGAUUAUGUAAAAGUUGUCUCUUCUAAAUCUAAACUAAAUUGGGAAAGUUUCUCAGUGUUAAUAUUUUUAAGAAAUGACGAAUUUCGUAUAAAGCAAUAAUGCAGCAUCUAGUCACUGCUGUUUUUUAAGGAAUGUUAACAAUAAAUUAAGAUUCUUAACAGAAUGUAGCAUUCACUUUAUUUCCUGGGUUAGUAUAUCCUUUGGCAGAUCUAGCUGAGACAAAUGUUGGCUUUUAAAUUUUCUGCUUGGUGUUAUUAAUCUUUUCCCAAAUUAGAUUCUUUGAAACGUCCAUCUAUUCUUUUGCUAAGAUGAGGCAUUUAGAAAUGGUGAACUGAAAGCUGUUCUUCUAGUUCCCGUUUUAGUUUCCUACAAGAGUAUCUGCUUAUCUUACACUCGUAUUUGUGUGUUGGGUAAAAAAAAACAGUUCCUGCAGUAGAAAACAUUGGGUAGACUAAAAUGUCAGCUGGUUUCAAGAACUGCAUUGUCGUUCAUUUUUCUUUACUAUAAAAUACUUAAUUGUAAUAUUUUCUGUUGUGUUUCUAGCUCAUUGACAACCAAAGUUGUCACAUGUACAGAUGCCCUGUAUGUACAUAAUUGUAUGGUGUGUUUUAGUCAAGUGUAAAUAUGUACAUAGGGUUGAGCUCAUGUUGAUUGGUCGAAUGUACUAUUUACAUCUUAAUGUCAUGUUGAGAGAUGUACUUACUGAGAGAGAAGUAAAAAAAAAAACAAAUGUACUUUCUUCAUGA